This is a messenger RNA of Prosopis cineraria, 2367 nucleotides long. Its product is annotated as probable metal-nicotianamine transporter YSL6. Bases 120 to 2141 code for a protein of 673 amino acids. Gene Ontology annotation, cellular component: vacuolar membrane. The record is from RefSeq and is a predicted model, not a curated record. Gene Ontology annotation, molecular function: oligopeptide transmembrane transporter activity. Lineage: Eukaryota; Viridiplantae; Streptophyta; Magnoliopsida; Fabales; Fabaceae. The transcript is spliced from 7 exons.
CAGUAAAGCACAUCCCAUCACGCAAUCAUUUCUAUUUUAGAUUCCCCAUAGACCCGGAUUCCAUCCCACUUUGAUUGAAUCCAGAAUCCCGAAUUUAACAAAAAAGUUAAGUGGAAUUCAUGGGGACUGAGAGCUCCUCCGUGGAUAUCUCGGAGCAUUUGCUUGGGGAUGAUCAGAAGGCUCCGUCCUCGGAAUUCGAGCACGUUCCUGAAUGGAAGGACCAGAUCACGGUCAGAGGGCUGUUGGUGAGUGCGGUUCUGGGGAGUCUUUUCUGCAUCAUCACCCACAAGCUCAAUCUCACUGUUGGGAUCAUUCCUUCUCUGAACGUUGCUGCUGGGUUGCUUGGGUUCUUUUUCGUUAAGACCUGGACUAGCUUCAUGUCCAGGUUGGGUUUCUUCACCAAACCCUUCACCAGACAGGAGAACACCGUCAUUCAGACUUGUGUUGUCGCUUGCUAUGGCCUUGCUUUCAGCGGGGGGUUUGGAUCAUCCUUGAUUGCCAUGGAUGAGAGAACAUACCAGCUUAUUGGCCCAGAUUACCCUGGAAAUCGGGCUGAAGAUGUUAAAAAUCCAGGCUUGCUUUGGAUGAUAGGUUUCACUUUUGUUGUCAGUUUCCUUGGCCUUUUCAGUCUUGUUCCACUUCGGAAGGUUAUGGUCAUGGAUUAUAAGCUUACAUACCCCAGUGGGACAGCAACGGCAAUGUUAAUUAACAGCUUCCACACUAAAACUGGAGCUGAACUAGCACGGAACCAAGUCCAGCGAUUGGGCAAGUACUUGAGCAUAAGUUUCUGCUGGAGCUGCUUUAAGUGGUUCUUCAGUGGUAUAGGAAAUUCAUGUGGAUUUGACAACUUUCCAAGUUUUGGAUUGUCACUAUUUAAAAACACGUUCUACUUUGACUUCAGUCCAACUUAUGUUGGAUGUGGUCUUAUCUGUCCUCACAUAGUUAAUUGUUCAGUUCUUUUAGGAGCUAUCAUAUCAUGGGGUUUUCUAUGGCCCUUCAUAUCCAAACAUGCUGGGGAUUGGUAUCCAGCUAACCUUGAGGGCAAUGAUUUUAAAGGUCUUUAUGGAUACAAGGUGUUCAUAUCCAUUUCUCUUAUUCUAGGGGAUGGUAUUUACAAUUUGAUCAAAAUCAUAUCGAUAACUGUAAGGGAGAUGUGUAGGGCAAGUUCCAAGCAGAACAACCUUCCUGUUAUGUCAGUGGCUUUGGAUGGUGAAUGUUCUGAACUGCAAGCAGAACAAAGAAGAAGGGACGAGAUAUUUUUAAAGGAUAGGAUACCCUUCUGGUUUGCAGCAUCUGGAUAUGUGUGCCUUGCUGCAAUAUCUGUUGCAACAAUACCGGUGAUCUUUCCUCCUCUUAAAUGGUACUUGGUUCUGAGCUCUUACAUCCUGGCCCCUGCCCUAGCCUUUUGCAACUCUUAUGGCACCGGGCUCACAGACUGGAGCUUGGCAUCCACAUAUGGGAAGAUUGGUCUUUUUGUCAUGGCUUCAUUGGUGGGGCCAAAGGGUGGGGUAAUAGCAGGGGUAGCAUCUUGUGCUGUGAUGAUGUCCAUUGUCUCCACAGCAGCUGAUCUCAUGCAAGAUUUCAAGACAGGUUACCUUACACUCUCUUCUGCAAAGUCUAUGUUUGUGAGCCAGAUAGUUGGAACAGCCUUGGGUUGCAUCAUUGCCCCUCUCACAUUCUGGUUGUUCUGGAGCGCUUUUGAUAUUGGAUCACCUGAUGGCCCCUACAAAGCACCUUAUGCUGUUAUAUAUAGGGAAAUGGCCAUACUAGGUGUUCAGGGAUUCUCUGAGCUUCCAAAGCACUGUUUGGCCUUGUGUUGUGUCUUCUUCGUGGCAGCUCUAGUUAUUAAUCUUGCAAGGGAUCUGAUUCCUAAGAAGAUCUCACAACAUAUACCUAUCCCAAUGGCCAUGGCAGUUCCCUUCUAUAUUGGUGCCUACUUUGCUGUUGACAUGUUUGUCGGGACGGUGAUAUUAUUUAUAUGGGAGCAGUUGAACAGGAAGGAUGCAGAGGACUAUGCUGGAGCAGUUGCUUCAGGUCUAAUAUGUGGUGAUGGGAUUUGGACAAUUCCAUCAGCUAUACUCUCCAUUUUGAGGAUAAAUCCACCCAUCUGCAUGUACUUUGGACCCUCUACAAGCAGCUGAUUCAAGCAAGACAGCAUGGCCCUGUGUUAGUUGCUUGCCCUGAUAACUCCCUUGUUUAUUUAUUUAUUUAUUGGGACUGGGUUUUGUACAUAUAUCUGUUGUAGGUUAAGAGCAUGGCAAUCUUCUACAAUUCCAUAUGCAUUCCGUUCUUGGUUUGAGAUUUGACUGUUCUGGCCCAGCCAUUAGCAUCAAUGUGAAUAUUUAGUGCCAUUAUUAUCUUUUCCCA